Messenger RNA from Prosopis cineraria, 1267 nucleotides. RefSeq names its product alpha carbonic anhydrase 1, chloroplastic. The coding region runs from base 283 to 1077 and encodes 264 amino acids. The record is from RefSeq and is a predicted model, not a curated record. Gene Ontology annotation, molecular function: zinc ion binding; carbonate dehydratase activity. NCBI's taxonomy places the organism in Eukaryota, Viridiplantae, Streptophyta, Magnoliopsida, Fabales, Fabaceae. The transcript is spliced from 5 exons.
AAUUUUUGGCGAAAAUAUUUUCAAGAUCAUGAAUACGACUUUCCAUGAGCACAGCCUCUUUUAAAAAAAAAAAUAUUUGCGAAAAUGUAAUUCUAUAAAUAAAUCCUGUAAAGCUGCUCCUAUCGCACCAUCGAAUCGUUGCAACAAGCAGCGCUCAAAUCAGCAGUGUCUAACAAAUUUACUGUUGCAACAGAAAUACUGGAGAAAACAAGAGCAUCUUCGUCCAUAAAAGCUAAUCAAAAGCACAAACACGACAUAGCCAUCCACUCCAACCCAUCCAAAAUGUCCAUGACAAUUUUCUUCCUAAUCCUUUCCUGUGCAUUGCUCGCACUUUGUACUUCCGCAGAUCCGGUUAAUUUUGGCUAUUAUGGUGCAAAUGGUCCUAAUAAAUGGGGCAGCUUAAGUCCAAGUUUCUCAGCCUGCUCCAAAGGAAAAGCUCAGUCCCCUGUGGACCUUAGGAAUGAGAAUAUUGUGUACAACAAGCAAUUGAAGCCCUUAGAACGACACUACCAUUCUGCUAACGCCUCACUUGUUAACAACGGCUUCAACAUUGGGAUUCAUUUUGAUAUGAAAGUGGGAGAUUUGAGAAUAGAUGGACAGAAGUUUUACCUGAAACAAAUGCACUGGCAUUCUCCUUCGGAGCACCGAGUUAAUGGGAAGAAAAUGGACGCGGAACUGCAUCUAGUGCACCAGAACGAAGAAGGAAGUUUUGCAGUUGUGGGGGUGCUGUACAAAUUGGGUGAUUCAGAUCCUGUCAUCUCCAAGCUGGAGAAGAAGCUAGUUGAGCUGGCGAAGGAGAGUUCAGCUGGCUACGAUGGGGCCCAUAUUGAUCUGGGAACCUUUGAUGUGAGGCAUAUGAAGAGAAGAAGCCGAACAUAUUACAGAUAUGUGGGCUCUUUGACCACUCCUCCAUGCAAAGAGAAUGUGACCUGGAGCAUUCUGGGCAAGGUAAGGUCAAUCUCCACUGAACAGAUCCAUCUUCUCAAGGCACCUUUGAGCCCUCAGUUCAAGAAUAAUGCACGGCCUGUCCAGCCCCUUGACGGCCGCAAAAUUCAUAAGUACUCAGCUCAAGGUUAACUCAUCUUUUGCUUCCCCUGUUAAACAGCAGAGUGUGUUGGCUUCAAUCGUUUAGUCGUUUUAUGAACAUUGGACUGUUGUGGAAUAGGCUGUGAUGUUCAGAGGAGAGGGAUCCCUCCCUUCCAUUCUCUCUCGCUAUUUCUAGCUCUCUUUUAUUUCGAGGAAUAAAAGACAUUGUUCAUCCAUAAAA